UGGCUCAGCAUGCUGGCCUCAUCCCAAGCAGCUCUGUCCCCCUGCUCAGUGUCACCCUGGAGCCGUAUCCAUGCAAGUUCCUGCUGACGUGGUGGACCCCGCUGUCUGUGGCUUCCCAGACACGGACGCUCAGGCGCCGCCCAGUCUGGGGUUCGGGGUCCAGGUGGCUUCCCAAGCAGCUCUGCAUCUGGCAGUGGAUUUUGGAGAUGGCUCUGGGGUCCAAGUGACGGUCUGCAAUGUGUCCGGGGGAAUGGCGGUCACUGCCUACCACCAAUUUGGAAAAGGAGGAGUCCACGUGCUCCGGGCGUUUAUCUACGAGUUCUGUGGAACUGAAAAGGAGCUGGGGCCUUACUUUUUGGAGGUUGGCCCUGCGACCAUGUCCGUGUUCAUGAAUUCCAGCAGCAUCCACAAGGACGAGCUUCUCGUCUUUGCCGGCCCCGGCAUGGGUCAGGAAGGCUCCGUUGUCUCACAUCGAUUUCCAGCCGGUCCCUCGAGCAACGUGACCUUCACGUCUCAGAGCCGAGCAGGGGGCAGCCGGGCGUGGGACCGUGUGACCGUCCGGUAUCACAUGCAGCCCGUCUCUGUCUACACAAACGGAACCAUGUUUGCCACCGACGCCCACAUCACUUUUCUGGCUGUUACUGAGGAAACGACACCCCUGGAGUUCACGUGGUCAUUUGGAGAAGGUCCAGCCGUGAGGACAACGUCCAGAAGCAUUAAGAAAAGACUCGGUGUCCCCCGGUGGUACAACGUGACGGUGCGGGCCACCAGCGAGCUGGGCAGUGUGGCCUCGGAGCCCCGCCGCAUCAGGACGCAGAGGAGAAUUGUUGCCAAUCGGCUUGCGUCCCCCUCCUCAGCUCUGCUGAACACCAGUGUGACGUUUGAGUUCAGGCUCAACUUUGGCACCGAUGUCACUUUCCUGUGGGACUUUGGGGACGGCACCGUGGGCCCAGGGGACAGUUCGGCCAGUCACACCUACAGCAGGGAAGGAGAGUUCACUGUCCAGGCCCUUGCCUUCAACGACGUCAGCGCCGCCUCCCUGCGAAAGCAACUGUUCAUCGUGCGGGAGCCCUGCCAGCCGCCCCCCGUGCGGAACAUGGGGCCCAGGAAGGUGCAGGUGUGGCGGUCUCAGCCUGUGGCCCUGGCCGUGACGUUCGAGUCUGCAAUCCUCUGCAACAUCUCCCAAGGCCUCUCCUACACCUGGACCUUCUGGAACUCCCAGGGGUGGCCGGUGGCCCUGCCCCCAACCGUCAGCACGCACAGGCAGACGGUCACUGUCCCCAGCUACUUCCUGGCGCCCGGCAACUACACUGCUCUUGCCAGGGUGCGGGUGGAAGGCAGCGUGGUGCACAGCAGCUACAGCGUGGCGGUGGAGGUGCGAGCCCGGGCCCCCGUCAGCGUCAUCUCCGAGGGCACGCACCUGUUCCUCUCCAGAGCCCCCUCCUUCCCCGUCGUCCUCACGGGCUCCCAGUCCUACGACCCAGACCACCCGGGGGCCGUCCUCAGCUAUCACUGGAAAUGCACCGUGGCCAGCAGCCCCGGGCACUCCUGCUUCGCCACCUCCUCGCCACGCAGCCUGGAUGCCGGGGCUCCCUCCCUUGCCUUCCCUGCAGACUCUCUCAGCGACAGCUAUGACCAGUUUGUCGUGACGCUGACAGUGUCCAGCGCCGGCCAGAAUUCUUCAGAGGCGCAGGUGUUCCUGUCCCCUCGCCCCGACUCGGCACUCAGGUUUGUCCACAUCUCCUGGGUCAGCUUUAAGGACGUGUUUGUUAACUGGAACGAGGAGCUUUCUCUUCGAGCCGAGUGUGACGAGUGUGGUGAAGGCCCCCACCUGUCUUACUCCUGGGACCUCUUCCUGGUCAACGCGACCGAAAGGACCCGAAUGGAAGUCCCCUCUUGCAGAACAGUGGGGCUGCUGGGCGCUGCUGGCCUGGGGGCCAUUUCAAAGCUUCCAGAGCCCAGUCCACCAUCCACGGAGCCGAGCCAGCUGGAGCCCCAUGCAAUGGGCACACUGUCUUCUCGGGAGCUGUCACCACAGACCCAGGCCCCGCCAGUCCUCUCGGCCACCAGGAAACCCUCCUCGGGGCCCACAGUCAGCGGGCACUGGGUUCCUGCUGCAGGUGACCGGCGUUCCCCAGGACCCAGCCCCCCUCGGAGGUCGUCCCCCCAGGGCCCAUCGCCCACCCCCUCUGAUUUUGAAGCCUACUACAGCGAUCUCCAAGAAGCCAUGCCGCCCAGAGGGAGACAGCCCGCCGACUGGGCUGAUGCUAGCCUCCUGGGAGCAGGCCCGAGUUCGAGUCCUGAUGGAGGCCUUGGGGAUGGGGACAACCUGCUGGGCCCUUUGGAUACCCUGGCUGCCGCCAGGCCCACCCUCCUGGUGGACUGGCCCAAGUCCCUGGUCAGCCGCGCUCACUUCCACGGCUACACCUCCUCCGGUAUCACAGGACGCACGGUGACAAUAAAGCCAUUCUCACUGAGCCCCGGGGACACCUAUGUCCUACAAGCCUCUGUGGCUUCCCCGCACCGCGUCCUGGGGAGGGCUCAGCUGUUCGUGACGCUCAAUCCGGCUCCUCGGGACGUGGCCUGCCAGGUGCAGCCACAUCACGGCCUCGAGGCUCACACAAUCUUCGGCGUCUUCUGCAUGUCAGGGAGACCGGACUUCCGUUACGAAUUUAGUUAUCGGAUAGGAAAUGCCUCCAAACACACUCUGUACCACGGGAGAGACAGCCAGUACUACUCCACACUGCCAGCCGGCGAGCCCUCGGACGAUUACAAAGUCACAGUGUCCACCGCGAUCACAGACAGCGUGGGCUCCCGGGCACCGCCGUGCACCGUGACAGUGACCGUCCUGCCCCGUUUCCACGGGAAUCUCUGCCUGGAUGAGGACGCCUAUAACUCCAGCCUGAAGCAUCUCUCUACCCUUCAGCUGAUGGGCAGCUACACAGAGAUCAGGAACUAUAUCACCAUGAUGACCAGGGUCCUGACUCGUUGGGCUGCGGAGGACAGAAGUCCCUCAUGUGGCCAGUGGUCACAAAUACAGGAUAUGCUGAUUUCUUCGGCGUGCAGACUGCCUUUCGCAGAUCAGGAAGAAAUGAAUGAUUCCGUUUCCCUGUUAAGGAACCUCCUGCGCUUCCCUCAUAAGUUAAGUCUUACGAGUGCGGCUGUCAUCCUCAAAGCCGCCCGGGCGCUCCGGGCUCAGGGCCUGCUGCUGGGGAAGCUCGCGGUAGACGAGGACACGGUGCGUGAGCUCAUCUUGCUCGUGUCCGAGGUCUUGGAAGCAUGUGACCGGGAGAAACCGAGGGCUGCGGGCUUCCUGCAAGAAGAGGGGAUCGAAGUCAUCUCAGAUCUCUUGUUGGAUGGCCUCUCUGCGAGCAAAGAGCACCACCUCCACAUCAGCGCCGGCCGGAUGGAGUUCCGCAUGCUCCUCCAUCGCGACCUGCAGAGCUGCGUGCAGAGCCUGGGCUCCGUCCGGGUGCAUUUACCCGCGGACCUGGCUGGACAGAGUCCUGCAGGGGCGGCAGCGCAGGGCCCGUGCUACGUCAGCCAGCUCGUGCUCUUCAAGCAGAACCCGUUUCCAGGGCGUCCAGCUCCUGGUCAGAUCGGCCGGGUGAUGGCCCCGUCCCUGUUUAGCUGCUCCAGCAGGAAACCCAUCCGCAGGUGGCGGCUACGGGAACCCGUGACCGUGGAGUUCGGGGAGGACGAUGACAUGGAUACCAGGAAUAAGGCGACGUUUGUGCUGUUCCAGGAUAGAAUGAAUGUUCAUCAGGUCGUCGGGCCUUCCGCAGACGCCCAGGGAGCUCUGCACAUAAGGAUAGAAUUUUCUAGGCCCGCCUCGAGAGCUUUCCCGGUCAUGCUGCUGGUAAGGUUCUCCGAGCAGCCGACUCCUUCUGACUUCCUCGUGAAGAAGGUCUACGUCUGGGACCAGCAGACGGUGCAUGUGUAUGUACCUGCUGGUCCUCUGAGAGACACCCACUUGGGAUAUUUAUCCUUACUGGAUGCUGACUACGACAGAAGCCCUCUGAACAAACAUUUCGCACAGGCAGUGAACUACACGGUGUGUUUCCAGUGGGUGCGGUGCCUCUUCUGGGAAGAGAGGGAGUGGAAAUCCGCAGGCUUCUCUCCACGGCCAGGAACAUCUCCGGAGAAAGUGAGCUGCAGCUACGACCGCCUCGCGCCGGCGUCUGUGGCGAGAAGAAGCCUGAAUGCCACCUUUUCAAUGAGUGACGUUUCCAAGUGGCAGAGACGCCCGGAGAACCUGCUUCCCAGCAUCUUGAUUGUCGUUUUUACUGUGCUCUAUGCACUUCUGGUUACUAAAAGCAGACGUGAAGAUUUUCAGGAGAAGGAGAAAGCUGGUUACAUUUUUCUGCAAGAAGAUGCUCCUCCCGGCCAUCAGCUGUACGCACUUGUCGUGGACACAGGCUUCCGGUCCCCUGCCCGCUGCACUGCCAAGGUUUACAUUGUUCUACGUGGUGAGAACGGGUCUUCAGAACCCAGAGAACUCUAUUGUCCAGAGAAGCCCCUGUUCGAAAGGAAUUCCAGACACACUUUCGUCCUGAGCGCCCCCGCUCUGCUGGGCCCGCUCCGGGGCAUCCGCCUCUGGCACGACAGCUGUGGGCCCUCCCCGGCCUGGUAUGUGAGCCACGUCAUGGUGGGAGAGCUGGGGCCCGGGCCCAGGAGGAGCUGGCUCUUCCCCGCUGAGUGCUGGCUGGCCGCGAGCAGGGAGGACGGCCGUGUGGAGCGGGAGCUGGGCUGCCUGCGCCGGGGACUCGGCUUCCGGAAGCUCUUGUAUUCCAAGUUCACGGAGUAUCUGGAGGAUUUCCACGUCUGGGCCUCCGUGUACAGCCGGCCAUCCCCCAGCGGCUUCCCGCACACCGCGCGCCUCACUGUGGCCUUUGCCUUGCUGUGCGCAUACGCCUGUCUUGCCGCCCUGCUCACGGCGGCAGGACCAGAGCAGCUCCCAUGGGCUCUCGGCACCCCCGAUGCCACCGCUGGGCCCUUCCAGACAGGGCUCCUGUGCUCGCUGCUGGCUGCUCCCGGGGCACAGCUCCUGUCGCUGCUCCUGAGGCUCAGCCAGGUACGGGGCGGCCCGUCCACAUGCCCUGCUGGCCCGGGUCCUCCACACAGUAGCAUGCCUGCCCCCAGCAGCCUCCUUCCUUCUGCAGGGAGCCAGCGGGCUGUUCCGGAGGCCUAUUUCCUGAGGGAGGCUGUCUCCCAGAGAACCCUAGAUUCUGGCUUUAAUGUCAUAACUCGGACUUUGUUUAAAUCAGGCCCUCAUUCCCGCGGGAGGACGGCAGACGCCCACAAGAUGCAAGAGACACGGCUGGUCAGGCCCAGGGCGGUGGGGGGGGACCCCGAGCAGGGCGGAUCCUGCGGAGAGAUGGGCGUGUUCCGCAGGGAGCUCGAGGCCCACUGUCAGGAGCUGCAGCGGAGGCCAUGCGAGAGGGGCCUCAGUUCCCUCUGCUCCCCUGUGUGGGGCCACCCCUCUGCCCUGUCACGGGUCAGGGUCUCUCGGGGCACGCCAGGGCCCACGGGAGGGCAGCAGGUGACCAAAGUGCAGGCUGUCCAUGCCCAGAGCGGGGGCCCCGCGGAGCUGACCCCGGCCAGCAGGCUCCGAGGGAUUCUCGGAGCAUUCUCCAUGUGCAAGAAACCCCUCAUGGACAUGCCCAGAAUACCGGUCACCCGAUGUCUGCACACCCACGGCCCAGGCCCACUGACAGAAUUAACGACCACACUCGGGUGGACGGAAGUGAUGAGGUCUCUUACACGUACCUCUUCCUGCUCUCCCUUAGGCCCCGACAGCGGGCUUGGAGGACUCGCUGCUCUCCGGUGGCUGCGGGCGCUGCUGCCUUGGUCAGCAUCCGCGGCGUGGGCCGUUUGCGGGAUGGUCUCCGUGGCCUGUGGCAUAGGGACGGCGUUUCUAGGAUACAGGUUCGACCCGACUCAGUGUGUGCGCUGGCUGCACCUACUGACGGUGUCCGUGCUGUGCUGUGUUUUGGUCACGCAGCCGCUUCUGGUGGGCCUCGCGGCCCUGGGCUUUGCCUGGAGAAGGAGAGACGACGCGCACUUCUUCACCGAGUCCCUGCACGCGGCCACCAGAGACCUGCACUCGGAGCUGGAGGAGCGUGGGAGCUCCCGCACGCCCCACCCUGCCAGCCAGAUGGCAGAGAUGCUGGCCGCCCGACAGCGAGCUCGCCGCCUACGCUGGGCACGUCCGCCGUCCGUGGCCCAGCUCAGUGCCGUCAGGGAGAGGACGAGAAGAGAGACCCGGACACGAGUGGCCCUGAGAGACACCUGCCUGUGCUCCCUCAUGCUCCUUCUGCGCGCGCUUAUACUCUCUGGGCAGUGCUCCCAGGACCAACGUUCUCUCGGUCAAGCCAUCCGGAGUGAGUUUACGAGGGGAGCCGGGAGCGCCUCCGGAGGCCUGAGAAAUGUGGGGGACUGGUGGGGCUGGAGUCUGACCACGCUGCUGGACGGCCUGCACGGGGCAGGCGCCCCCACCGCCGGCCCGCCGGGCGCUCAGCCGGGAGCCCUUGGCGGGAAGUGCUACGUGCUGGGCGCCGUGCUGAUCCGGCAGUGGAGGGAGGCUCCCGGCGACGCGGGCGAGGUACGCCGCUCCCCGCCCAGCUCUGUGCGGCCUCCCAGCCCAGCUUCAGUGCUCACAGAGGACUGUCCUCCUCCACGUGGCCCCAAAGCUGGGGGCCCCCACGCCCCCUCCGUGACAGAUCCUGCCACCCAAAGAGUGGCCCCAAGCGGCCCUGGAAACUGUGGGGCCAGGGAUCCCUGGGUGCUCAGCCUGGGCCGCACCAGGCCGGCAGCGCACGCAGCCCUGAGCGGCCUCCGGGCCCGCCGGUGGCUCGACCGCAGCACCAGAGCCGUGUCCGUGUGCUUCACUCUCUACAACCCUCCCACUCGGCUCCUGUCCAGCGUGUCCCUGCGCACCGAGCUGCUGCCCACGGGGGACCUGGCCCUGUCCCCGCUGGUGCAGUCGCUGGCUGUCUUCGGCAGUGACUCGGCCCUGUGGUCCAGCCCCACGCUUCCCGAGCUGGCCUUCCUGCCGCUCAGCCUGACUCACGUCUGCUUGCAAGUCUGCAGCCUGGCCGAGGACGGCGGCCGCAGAUACUGGCGCAAACCAGGGAACUGGCUGGAGCUUGCCAUCCUGGGAGCCAACCUCGCCUGCCACACAGCCUCCAGCCACCUGGCCACGCUCACUGGGGACGUGACGGACCAAUUCCGCAGAGGAUAUUUCCAAGGAUUUACGGACCUCAGCCUCGCGGCCUCAUGGAAUCAGAGGGUGACCUGGCUCCAGGGGACCGUUUUGUUCCUCUUGACGCUGAAGCUCGCCUUCCUCGUUGGCGUUCAGAGCUCGACGGCCUGCUGCUCCCUCCUGCUGCGUCGCUCACGGGCUGGCCUCUGCACGGCAGUGCUGGCGGGCGUCCUGAUGCUGGCCGCCCGCUGCCACCUGCGCACGGUACCACCCUGCAUCUUCGCAGAUUUCUCCCGAGACCUGCUGUUCCGUCUUCCAGGAAGAAGCCAGACACACACAUCCCGUGGCCCUUCCGAGUCUGACCUGUGGGACCUGGCUGGGUGCUGCGGGGCCCUUUUCAUAGCAGUGAGCACCGUGUGGUGGGGAAUGCUCAGAGGGUCCCUCGCGACUCUUGCUCGAAAAAGGAAAUCUUUUCAAAGCCAGUCGCUCGUGAACCUGGCCGACCUGACUGCCUACGUGCGGGGGGCGGUCCUGGCCCAGUUGGGAGCGCGGAAGCCACCACAGGAAGAGGCUGAUGUGGCCGUGAGGCGUAAUCACUACCUGGAUGAGGUCUCCGAUCUGCUGGACGAGCUCCUGUGGAAGAUUCACGAGGCUGUUGAAGUGGAACCAGCAAAUGGGCUGCUGAUGGCCCAGAGGCCUGGAGCCAGGAGAGGCACGUGCUGCGGGCGGGACACGGUGAACAGGCAGGUGAGUGUCAGGCUCCCUGAGAUCCAGACAGACACCGUGCUGCCCGGACUGGCCGCCGUCACGCAGCCCAGUGGCACAGGCGUGCUCCCCGGCCCGCCGCAGGUGCCUCAGCCUGCUCUCGGCUGGGCCGCGUCCAGCCACCGGGACAGAGCUGCGCCAGAGGCCUUGCCCCGAAUCCGGCCUGAUGCCCGGGACCCGCUGCUCUGCGGGAGCGGCCGGGCCACUGAGACAGUCGCAGCUUCGAGAAGCAAGAGCGGUUUUUCCUGCCGAUUUGCCACGCGAUUCCCUUUUAUGGGCAGGGCCGAGUCAGACAGGAGCCUCCUGACCGCGGUUACGUCGGCUGAGCGUGUCCGCCCUGUGAAGCAGCCCAGCGCCAGGCUUCCUAUGUCAUCGUUCAACCUGGGUUCGUGUUCACUCACCAAGUACGGCGGCGGCACAGUUUCAGCAGCUGGAAGCCGGGGCCUGGUGAUGUCUGUGUCCCCCAAGAAGACACAGUGUUCCUGGAACUUGGAAAAUACGAGUCUCCGAAUUGGGGACAAAGUUCUUAGCGACUCCGGUGCCCACUUGGAUCAGCAGCAGGACGUGCCUCUUCAUGAGAGACUGCAAGUGGCCGUUCAUGGUGCAGACCCUGGGGUACAAGGUCCCCCCAAGCCCCAGCAUGAUGAUCUGCAGACGGAGACCCUCUCCGUGGCCAGGCUAGCCCAGGGCCCUCGGAGAACACGGGGGACGAAGCUGCGCUCAUCCGGGACCCGGCGGGCUGCCUCUCGCUCGGCCCUACCCCACGCCAGGCCUCACCACGCCCCUCUCCGACCACUCAUCACCCCGGUCGGGGCUGAGCGCCUCCCGUGCGCCAGGCCUGGGACAGGACGGCGCCAUGAGCAGGACCCAGGGCUGUGCACGGUCACUCAGGCCGCAGACACGCUGUCUUCACGAAUCCCAGCGAGCUGGGUGGUCCACGUGGAGAGCAGGUGCCCCACGAGGCCCCCUCGUCACACGUCCCGGUGCUUGCGUCUCACCCAGGCGAGCUCUGCCCCCUUGUCUCAGACACGGGAAGCCCAGAAGAAUGUGGCAUUGGCCUACGACAGCCCAAUUUCCAGCAAUCCACCCAAACUCUCAGCUUCAGAUGUUUCCAGGGACAAGGCUCAGAGCCUGGAGAUGGGGGCGAGUCCCCGGCCCAUUUGCCGGGGGCCCCCAGAUUCAGCAUCAGAGGCCAGCUCCCACUCAGACGCGAGAACCACCCUGCAAACCCCACUACACAUCGCCCACAUGCUGGGAAUGUCUGCGCACACAACCAUGAGGCGCUCUGAGAAACCGGCCGGGGGUCUGACAGCUCCGGAGCCAGGCACGAGGUGGAACGGCCAGAAGGUGGACUGUGCGGCCAUCGGGAAACAGUCUGGCAUCGCCCCCGUUGGGUCCUGGGUCCGCCCUCGGGUGACGCCGGGCAGCACAGCUAUGGCAACAACCGCUGCUGAGGACGUGGAGGAACUGCCCAUUCCUGCUGUGGGGCCGGGAGGCGGGACCCACCGUGGGGCUGACCCUGACCAGCGGGCAUCUCUGGCUUUCCUUCUGGACAGAGAUCUCUUCAAACCAACCCUGGCAAGUCCUGUGGAGAAGUCGGUCUGCCUGUGGCUCUGUGCAGACCAGCGGGAGCCGGGGCCAGGCCUCUCCAUCAGCCUGGGGUGGAAGGAGCUGGAGCUGGCCGCAAGCGCCCCAUGGCCAGGCCUGGAGGAGGGAGUGGCAGCGGGCUGA
Lontra canadensis (Northern American river otter) is the source of this 9700-nucleotide messenger RNA. It is a transcript of the gene PKD1L1, whose product is annotated as polycystin 1 like 1, transient receptor potential channel interacting. Gene Ontology annotation, cellular component: membrane. Gene Ontology annotation, biological process: detection of mechanical stimulus. NCBI's taxonomy places the organism in Eukaryota, Metazoa, Chordata, Mammalia, Carnivora, Mustelidae. The transcript is spliced from 61 exons. Gene Ontology annotation, molecular function: protein binding; calcium channel activity. The record is from RefSeq and is a predicted model, not a curated record. The coding region runs from base 71 to 9700 and encodes 3209 amino acids.